Messenger RNA from Oreochromis niloticus (Nile tilapia), 8920 nucleotides. RefSeq names its product PR domain containing 16 (gene prdm16). Gene Ontology annotation, molecular function: protein binding; histone H3K9 methyltransferase activity. Gene Ontology annotation, biological process: regulation of gene expression. Gene Ontology annotation, cellular component: nucleus. The record is from RefSeq and is a predicted model, not a curated record. Lineage: Eukaryota; Metazoa; Chordata; Actinopteri; Cichliformes; Cichlidae.
AGAGAGCAGGAGGAGGAGGAGGAAGAGGAGGAGGGGAAGAGAUAAGUGAUCUAAAGGGGAGACGAUAGGACAAAAAAAAAGUGAUGAUGAUGAAUACAUUGGAAAGUUUUUUGGCCCCGGCGAGGGUGUCAGAUUGAAUGGCCUGUGCGCAUGUGCGAAGGUAUCACAACUGACAAUGCUGGUGAGAUGAAGAUAGUGUUGUUGCUGCUUCUGGGCUCACGGAGGACGACGAGAGGAAUCUACAAGCCGACAAGAUGAGAUCCAAGGCGAGGGCGAGAAAACUGGCCAAAAAUGACAGUGAGCCAGUGGACAGCAUGUACGACACAGAGGCUGAUCUGCCAGGUUUAGCGGCCGGCAGCGGAGGUGGCGCCGACAGCCCAGAAGACGACGCAGAAGACGGCAUCAUCAACAUGUCCCCCUUGCCCUCACCGACUCCCUCCCAUCCAAACAGCAACCACCACCACCUGCUACACUCCCAUAUCUAUGCCUCCCACCACCACCAUCUCCACAACAAUAGCAGCAGCAGCAAUGACCAGGACUUCACCACACCCAAGGAGGGCUCGCCCUAUGAGGCGCCUGUCUACAUUCCUGAUGACAUUCCCAUUCCCAGUGAACUGGAGCUGCGGGAGUCCUCUGUGCCCGGUGCAGGUCUGGGUGUAUGGGCAAAGACCCGCAUAGGUGCUGGUGAGAGGUUUGGUCUGCACAGCACAAAGCAUCAUGUGGCCACAGGCAAAGACAGUUCCUUUGGAUGGGAGAUGAUGAAUGACCAUGAGGAUGACUCCCCUGAUAGCUGCAUCAAAAAGGUGGUGGACGACAUGGGCAACGUGAAGUUUGCACUGGACACGGGACCAGAUGCCGCCGGCAACAGCUGGCUCAAAUACGUCCGCUCUGCACCGUCAUUUGAGGAGCAGAACCUCGCCGCCUGUCAUCUCACAGGAGACCAGAUUUAUUAUAAAGCUGUCCGGGACAUUGAAACAGGGGAGGAGCUCUUAGUGUAUAUGAAGGACGGUAUUUUCCCUGAGGGAUCCAUGGCACCCAACCUACAAGACGAGCAGAUGUACCGCUGUGAAGACUGUGAUGAGCUGUUCUCUUCAACACUUGAGCUGCGGCGGCAUCAGAAGUAUUCGUGCUCCAGUGCUGGCUCCAUCUUUGACACACUGAGAGACGACUUCAAACAGGAACGUGAGGACAGCGACGAUCCUGUCCAUGAGUGUAAAGACUGUGAGAAGAUCUUUCCCAAUGAGUACAGUCUGGGACAACACAUGAUAGUUCACACAGAAGAGAGGGAGUACAAGUGCGACCAGUGCCCCAAAGCCUUCAACUGGAAGUCCAACCUCAUCCGUCACCAGAUGUCACAUGACAGUGGCAAGCGCUUUGAGUGUGAAAACUGUGAUAAGGUGUUCACAGAUCCCAGUAACCUUCAGCGUCACAUCCGCUCUCAGCACGUGGGGGCCCGCGCUCACACAUGCCCUGAAUGUGGCAAGACCUUUGCCACCUCGUCAGGCCUCAAGCAGCAUAAGCACAUCCACAGUAGUGUCAAACCCUUUAGCUGCGAGGUGUGCCACAAAUCCUACACCCAGUUCUCCAACCUCUGUCGCCACAAGCGUAUGCAUGCUGACUGCCGCACCCAGAUCAAGUGUAAAGACUGUGGGCAGUUGUUCAGCACUACCUCCUCCCUCAACAAGCACCGUCGCUUCUGUGAGGGCAAAAACCAUUAUGGCUCUCCAGCAGGGAUGUUCAAUCCUGGCAUCCCCAUGAGCUCCAGCCCCCAUCAUGGCAGGCUAAGUCCCCACCAUCCCCACCUUUCUGGUCUAAACCAGUCAGGUUUAGGCUUCACUGACUACUUUCCUUCCCGACCUCAUCCUCAUGCUGGCUUGCCCUUUUCCCCAGGACCCCACGGCUUCCCAUCCCUCCCACAUGGUUUCCCAGGUAUUUUUCCCCCAUCGCUAUAUCCACGACCUCCUUUAUUACCGGCCAGUCCACUGAUAAAGAGCCCGCUGAGCAGCAGCAGUCAGGAGGUGAAGCUCCCUCAGAGUCCUCUAGAUGCUCCUCCAUUGUCUCUAGUUAGUUCCACAAAUGGCAAUGGCAUUAACAGUUUGAGUCAGCAUGAAGACAAAGAGAAGGAGAAUAAACUGGAUUUGUCUUCUAGUGGAGAAGCCAAACCAAAAUCAAAGAUGGCAGAUAUGUCUGACGGUAGUGACCUUGAAGAUGUCAAUACCACAAGUGGGACAGAUUUGGACACCACCACAGGUACUGCUUCAGGGGACGGCUCUGACCUGGAAAGUGAUGGAGAGAGUGAGCGUGAGAGAAGUGGUAAAAGAAGGAAGCCGUCUGGCACUGUAUCAAGCCAAGAGGCACACCAGUUAGAAGACACAAACCGUGCAUUGAUAUCAGCCAUGUCUAGUUCAGGGAACCUGUCGAUUGAUCGUCCGUUUCUUGCUUCUGCAUCGCAGCACUCCUUCUUCCCCCCACCCGAUGAGCAAGCCCUCCCGCCCACAACCACCACAAAUUCUAAUGCAGCCACCACUGAUUCCAUAAAAGCCAUCGCUUCUAUUGCAGAGAAAUAUUUUGGUCCAGGUUUGAUUGGACUUCAUCAGGAGAAAAAGAUGGGUCCACUGCCCUAUCAUUCCAUGUUUCCCUUCCAGUUCCUGCCCAACUUCCACAACUCCCUCUACCCCUUUAGCGCUGAUCGAGGUGCUCUCAAUCCUAGCAUGUUUUUUAAAGCAGAGCCCAAGUCGCCACGUGAGCAACUGCACAAGAUGGUUUCUAGUUCCCCGGCAGCUCCUGCUCCCACAGUAGAAUCACCGUUCGAUCUCACCACGAAACCCAAGGAGGCCAAGAUAGCUCCUUUAACACCAACAAACACCUCAAACCCCAACAAUAGUACUGGGAGCAGUAGUGGACAUUUAGCAAUAUCUAGCAGUGAAGAACAGCCAUUGGACCUCAGCAUUGGCAGCCGGAGCCGAGGGAGUCAUAAUGGUGUACCAGCUGAGCCACAUAAUCGAAAGAACCACAUCUAUGGAGGUGGAAAAGGGGUCUCAAUCAAGGAUGAAACUCCAUCUGGUUUUCCACACCCUCAUUCACAGUCUUUGCACCAAUCAACCAUCACCCAGCACCAGCAGCCCCAGGCACAGCCACACCAGCCACCACCACUGCACUAUGCCAAGCCCUCAGCAUUCUUCAUGGACCCCAUAUACAGGGUGGAGAAGAGGAAGCUACUCGACCCGGUAGGAGCUCUGAAGGACAAGUUCCUCCGGCCCUCGCCGUCACUCUUCCAUCCCCAGAUGUCAGCAAUGGAGAACAUGACAGAUAAGCUGGACGGCUUUGGAGCACUAAAACUGGACGCACCGCCCAAUUCGCUGCAACACUCAGCCCAUCCACUGUUCAACUUCCGCUCGCCACCACCUUCCCUCUCAGACGCCAUCCUUCGCAAGGGAAAGGAACGCUACGCGUGCAGGUACUGUGGGAAAAUCUUCCCUCGCUCAGCAAAUCUCACCAGACAUUUGCGGACACACACAGGGGAGCAGCCCUACAGGUGUAAAUACUGUGACCGCUCAUUCAGCAUCUCAUCCAAUCUUCAACGCCAUGUCCGCAAUAUCCAUAACAAGGAGAAACCCUUCAAGUGUCACCUGUGCAACCGCUGCUUUGGUCAGCAAACCAACCUCGAUCGCCAUCUCAAGAAGCACGAGCACGAGAACAUUCCUGUGAGCCAACAGUCUGGGAUGCUUUCCAACUUAGGAACGACCAUCUCCUCGCCAAACUCAGAGCCAGAAAAUCAUGCACUUUUAGAUGAGAAGGAGGACUCGUACUUCUCAGAAAUCCGCAACUUCAUUUCCAACAGUGAGAUGAACCAGGCCUCCAGCUCCACGGAUAAGAGAUCAGACCAGCCUGAGGAGGAGCACCCUCCCAGCCACAGUUUGUCCAACUCCAAGCUAGGUCUCCAGGGUCUGGAGGAAGAGGAAGAGGAAGUGGAGGGUGACGAUGAAGAGGAGGAGGAAGGCAGCCUGACGGAGAAGUCGCACGACGAGGCGCCCGAGUCCCCGUCUCCUGUUACAACAGGAGUGUAUGAGGAGGAUGAGGAAGAGGAAGAGGCAGAGGCGGCCCCAUUAGCGAUGAGCUAUGAACACACUCGCAGGUGUAUAGAGGAGGAGGGCUCUCUCUUGGACCUGGAGGCACUGCCCAACUUUCCCAAGAGCUUGGAUGGUUUACGUAAAGCAGCCAGUGACGAGCAGCCUUUCGAUGUUAAAGACAUUUUUAACACUUCACUAGAAUCUGAGGCAUUGAAAGAGACAUUGUACAGACAGGCUAAAACCCAGGCUUAUGCAAUGAUGCUGUCUCUCUCUGAGAACAACCCUUUGCACGCGCCCUCCCAGAACUCUCUGGACGCUUGGCUGAGCAUGGGAGGUGGACCGUCUGAGACGAGCAGCUUUCACCCACUCAACCACAUCUAAGCGAGAUAGCGAGAGAGAGAGAAAAGGUGGGAGGAAGAGUAGGAGGAGGAACAUUAGUUUCACAAAAUGGAUAGAGACUGAGUGGACAUGAGUGGGGGCAAGACAAAGGAGGAUGGAGAAGAUUUCAUUGUCAUAUACAUUCAAGAUAGAAAGAAUGAGUUUGUGUGGAUGUGUGUGCUUGUUUUGUGUGUGUCUGUGUGUGAGUGUUUGUUAAAGAAAGAAGGGGAAGAUUUUCCCCCAGGUGAAGGGUCUUGCAAAGACUGUCAAAGCGAACGCACUGCUAAGCUCCUGUUGAUGUGAAGGACAUGAUGAAUGCUUCUCAAUAGCAUUGAAACUCUGCAUUACUCUGAUCCUCCCCAAGUGCACAAGGCUUACCGCAGCAUCACAGAGACCCUGCGUAAGGCUCUCAUAAAGACUCUUAAUGACUGAUAUGUCUCUAAAGUCUGUAUACACCGCCUACUACAAACACUGCAGCGACAUGCUGCAUUGGCACUGCAUGUCCACAAGGUGGCACUGUUUCACCAAGAAUAGAGUGAGAGUGUUGACCGUCGUCUCCAUGUUUCCCCCAACAACCAUGGGUGACUCAUUUACUGAUUUUGUUUCAGUUGUAACAGCAGAAUCAACAAUAGCGCCACACUAAAUGUUACUUAAGGAAUUGGCAGAUACAAUAGACUGUUGAUUUUUUUUAAAAAAGAAAUUUAUUCUAUGUUCAAAUGUGCUUUCAAUGAGUUAUCUGGGCCACUAGCCAUUGUAAUUGGUUAUUCAAACUUGAUCAUGCUGAAAAUGGAUUUAAAUCAUGUUCAGAAAAAAAAAAUGAGGAAAGUCUUUCUCUGCUUGUUUCAUUGUCAUUUGUUAAUUUUAUUCACAUUAAUUUUCCUUUCCUCUUACACAGUAUUGUUUCUUUGUAGGCACCGCAGUGCUUAAUUGUUAAUAUAAUUAAUUUAGAGAAGGACCAAAACUGUAUGAUAUGUCAUAUGAUGUACAAAUUAACCUAGAUGUUCAUAGGAAGAGUGGUAUGUGCCAAAUAACCCAUAGAAAAUGUUUUGUUCUCUGACAAUCAUUUCAUUUCCAAGGGGCUUGCAUUUGCUGUCAUAGUUUGUUUUGUUGUUUUUUUUCUUACUAAGCGCUUAUAUAUUUGAUUUCAGAAGUGUGUGUUUGUAUUUAUUUUUGGUUGUUUUGUCAUGGCAGGGGGAGUGAAAAUGAAGAAGUCAUUUUAUCCCUCUGUUCUUGUUGCUGAAGGAAUGGUAAACUAUCAGAACACGAGGAGAUUCUGAAUCUCUGGUUUUGAUGGGUUAGUGUGCCAAAAUGAGAAAAAAAUACAAAAUCAAAAAAACAACAAAAAAAACAAAACAUGAAAUUAAUUGUUUUUAUUUAUAGUGAAAUAUAGCUGUAGUUAGUCUUAGAUCCUAUUUGGCAUUGAAACAUCCUGCAGUGUUUAGCCUUUUUAUUUCCUUGUUUUAGUUGAACCAUUUUACCCAGUAGGCUGAAUAUGUCUUGUUCAAAAUGGUUCAAGUACUAAAGGGGGCAGGCUUGGACAACCUUCAUUAUGGAUGUCAUGAAAAGGGCAUUACAUUGUUACACUAUUGAAUCUGAGUAGUUUCUACAACAUCGAGCUCCCCCUUUCAUCUGUUUGAGAUUUAAUACAUGUCUUAUAACCAACAAAUACUGUUGUUUUUUGUUUUUUUUUAAUGAGUUGUCCAAUUUUAUAUGGUCCAAAAUUCAAAAGCACACAGCCACAACUGCACGAACAUGGCAUAAUCACUGACUAUUUGAGAAGAAAGACAACAACUCAUUAAACCAAAAGAACUGAUAAAAACAAACCACAGAAAGUAUUAAAACGGGCAUCGUAAUUCUGCUGGUCGGUCCAUUCAAAUUAAAUGUCUAGCUGUCUAGCUGGAUGGGGAAAACCGAAACACUUGAUAACUUCUUAAUCUGAAAUUCUUCUUCUGAGAUCAUACUGAAAACUCAUUCCAUAUGGUCUACAAGGUAGCUGUGCCGUGGAGGGGCGUGAGUAAUUUACUGUAGAUAGCUGCAAAAAGGUGGAGUGUGGGCAUUGUUGAUCACUGUUCCUCUCCGCAUACUGGGACUUUCCUAACUAGGCCUGAUGCUGUAUUUUGAAACUAGCACUUAAAUCAUAUGGGUCCAAGCCAAUAAUUGAUCAUGCUUAGGUCCCUGAAUGUUAGAACAGAUACAUUUGGUUUCACUUUCACUAGAUGGGCAUGUUGUGCUCAACAUGGAGAGGUAAGGAUAACAGAAGCACUGUAAUUUUUCUUCAUGACAGUAGGUGGUAGUGUGAUGCCAGGACUGCUGCAUCAUCUCAAUUUUCUAAAGACAGAUGUCUUCUUUUUAUAUAAUUCUACUGAAUGAGAUUCCAUUCAUGGUAAAUGCAUUGCUUUCCAACUUGUGGUUACAAAAUGUAAAGACUUGGGUCAUUAAGUUUUAAGGUUGACUGUUUGUAGUAAUUCUUGUCAUGGACUACUGUAAUAAGUACGCGCUGUGUAAAGCAAAGGAACUGAAGGCAUAUAGGUAUUUCAUUUUGCCAGCUUCAGAACGUAAUCUGGCAAGUGGUCACUGAAAUAUGUUUCAGCAAAAUAGAAGAUGGUUGCUGUUUGCCCCCGCUGUUACAGGAGAAAGUAAAAAAUAUACAUAGUUUCUUUUUAACUGUAUAGUAUUUUAAAGAAUGAAAAACAUGGUGCAUUUGUCUGAAGAAAAAAAAUCAUUGAAAAAUAUGGGUUUAAAUGGAUGGUGCUUGUUUUGUUAAAAUCUGAGUUGUAUAUCGCCUCUGUUAUGUUUAUUGAAAGCAAACAAAAAAAAGUUAUUGUGCAUGACGUGUUAGCAGUCAUAAUGAUGUCCAUUUGUGAAACGUGUAUCAAAUCAAAAAAUUUAAAAAUUAAAAAAAAAGAAAAGAAGGAAAAAAAAAAAGAAAUUCGUAGAUGCACUUAUUGUACAUGUGGUUAGGUUAGUAUGUUUGACUUCAACUUCUGACUGCCUUACAGAUGUUUGGACAGGUGGUCCCGAAAGACUUAGAAAAGACUUGUCAGAGAAGACAUAAUGAAAAACAAUAAAGGAUUGUAGAAUAAUAUUGAACAAUUCUGAAAUUGCAGUUCUUUUGAUGCUUGUGAUUAUUGCAGAUGUACUUUAGAGAAAUUUCAUUGAAAAGAUAUGACUCUGAUGUUAAUUCUGUAGAAUAGCAAUGUAUACCAAAUGUAAUCUUUCCAAUGCUAUGAAGAAUUUAUACAUGAAAUUGAUAUGCAAUAAAACCUGUGUGCUUUUUAAAUGAGUCCUCCGUUGUUUAUUUGUGGGCUAGAAGUGCCUGAAAUAGUCACUGCUCAGCAAACAUAGGUGACAAUGCUUCGAGCAGCUUCCCUCCACCCAAAGCAGCCACUCUAACCAGUUCAGUCUCCUGUUUGUGAAGCUAAAGGAGAGUGAGAGGCUGAAUCGAGGCCUGGUGUAAGAUACUGUCAAUAAGGUUUAUUUUCUAAAAGAGCAUUUUUGCUUCUUAUUAACAGAACUUACACACAGUAUUAUUUGCCUUGACCUUACUAUGUAAGUCCCUUUAAAUUACUUAUUUUGCUCAUUGUGUGAAAAAUAUUGAAAUUAAUUAUCAUAUAGCUAUAGAAAUUGUUUUUUGUCAUAAAUAUAACCUUCUCACCUUUAACCCAUGGAAAUAAAAAAGUUGAAUUAAGUGUUGGAUGUCCAGCCGAUUGGGCACCUGGAGGAGAUUAACUUUAAAAAAAAAUUAAAAAUAAAAAUUAUUGUAAUUCUUCCCAAAUUGCAGUUUCUGCUGAUUAAAUUGUGUUUAAGAAAUGGCGGUUUCUUUUGUAGUUGUCGAGGUCAAACAAAAAUCUAGAAACCCUUUUAGAUUUAGAUGUAGUUAAAAGUGCAAAACUACUGGGUAGAAAGAAAGAUUUGAUUGACACUGUCGUGCCAGUAAACAAACACGAUCUACAUGAAAAUAUAGUCAGGAGGAAACAUUGCCCAAAGGUUCACAAUCAAUAACUUAUCACCUUUUGAGGAGGAAGGAGGAAGUGUGGAGGAAAAAUGAAACAAAAAAUCAUAAUGUAAGGACAUAUUUUGUUAAAUUUUCUUUUACUGCUGUGGGCUUUACAUUGAGGAUUAUAUUAAGUUUUGGGUUGUUGUUGUUGUUUUUACCCCAAAUCCUUUUUAUAAGCUAUAAGCUUCUUAUAAGCUAUUCUUCUUUGAAAUUUAGUACAUAAAUCAUUCUACAAUUAGGUUAGGAUGUGUUUUAAUUGAGCCAUUAACUCAGUUUAAACACAAGUCCAGCAGGAUUGGAGGUGAAUGGUACAUUCAGGAGAAAUGCAUUCUGUGAUUUGAGGUCCAAGUGCAAAAUAUUAGGUUAAGAGUUGUGAAAUGGAAAAUAGAUUUAAAAGCAGUCAGUAUCAAAGUCAGUUGCAUAAAAACUUUAAAUAAGCAGGUGCUGCAUUGUUAAUGUUGUAAGUUAGUUGGAA